GUCGACAACUUCUCCCAUCCAACCAGCUCGCCGUCGCGACCAAGCCAUCAAGAUGCCGAGCCACAAGACCUUCCGCACCAAGCAAAAGCUUGCCAAAGCUCAGCGUCAGAACCGCCCCAUCCCCCAGUGGAUUCGUCUGCGCACCGGCAACACCAUCAGAUACAACGCCAAGCGACGACACUGGCGCAAGACCCGCCUGGGUAUCUAAACGCCUCCCAGGCCCGUCUUUGUACCCAUCUACGCCCUCGAGAUUCCCGUUCCCCGAUGUUGUGUUGGAUAUGAAGAUUAUGACGUGACGCCCGCCCCCGAAAAGAAUCUUCCAAUCCCUCGACUUGGUCGCGCUAGUUUGAUGGAACUGCACAAGUCUGCAACUGUCCCCCGGGUGUAUUCGACAAGCCGAAGUGUUAUCCGACUUGACCUGAUUUUCCCCACGAUUUCCAAGGGGAGAUGACGCCCACCGAGGCACAGUGCAAAUGAUAUUAUGAAUGUUGGGAUGGAGUGGUUACGGGUGUUUGGGCAGCAUUUUCACCGGAGAUCAGGUUUCCGAUGGCGAGAGGGUUUUCCUUAUUAAAAAUCUGAUGGAAUCGAAUUGACGUCCCUUUUGUCUUGGACUUGCACUGCUGUGUUGCA
This is a messenger RNA of Penicillium cinerascens, 630 nucleotides long. Its product is annotated as 60S ribosomal protein eL39. NCBI's taxonomy places the organism in Eukaryota, Fungi, Ascomycota, Eurotiomycetes, Eurotiales, Aspergillaceae. The coding region runs from base 53 to 208 and encodes 51 amino acids. Gene Ontology annotation, cellular component: cytosolic large ribosomal subunit; ribosome. Gene Ontology annotation, molecular function: structural constituent of ribosome. The transcript has 3 exons. The record is from RefSeq and is a predicted model, not a curated record. Gene Ontology annotation, biological process: translation.